AUGGCUUCGCUCAGCUCAAAAUGUUCUGGAGUUUCCAGUUCCACGAUCGGAUCUCCGGGGGGAACCAGGUUGAGAGGAGCUUCACGAAGAGUAAGAUGGUGCAAAGAGAAGCACUGCAUAGGAUCAUGGAAUGUAAGAUCCAUGUCUCAAGGAAAAAUAGAUGUACUGAAGAGAGAACUGGAGAAAAUUAACAUCGACAUAUUGGGAAUAAGUGAAAUGAGGUGGACUGGCAUGGGAGAAUUUGCUUCGGAUGGCCAUAUGGCGUAUUAUUCUGGGCACGAUAACAACAAAAGUAAUGGAGUAGCCUUCAUAGUUAGUGAUAAAGUGAGAAAAGCUGUAAUAGGAUGCAAAUAUAAAAAUGAUAGAAUGAUGUCCAUCAGACUUCAAGGUCAGCCCCUCAACAUCACAGUAAUUCAAGUUUAUGCGCCAACAACCGAUGCUGAAAAGGAAAUUAUUGACCAGUUCUAUGGAGAUUUACAAGAAUUACUACUGUCAACACAAAAAAAGGAUAUUGUCUUCAUAGAUGGAGAUUGGAAUGCAAAAGUGGGAUAUCAAGCUGUAGAAGGGAAAUAUGGUCUUGGUACAACAACUGAAGCAGAACAGAGACUCCUAGAAUUCUGCCAAGAAAAUUCAUUAAUAAUUACUAAUACACUGUUUCAACUACCAAAACGACGCCUAUAUAUGUGGACUUCGCCAGAUGGCCAACACCGGAACCAAAUUGAUUACAUACAUUGUAAUCAGAGGUGGAAGAGCGCAGUUCAGUCAGCUACAACAAUACCUGGGGCUGACUGCGGAUCAGAUCAUGAGCUCCUGAUUGCAAAAUUUCGGCUGAAGCUUCAGAAUGUAGCGAAAAGUAUCCCAACUUGCAGAUACGACCUUAACUCUAUACCCUCCGACUACACUUUAGAGGUGCAAAACAGAUUUAAUGUAUUAGAGCUGGAGGACAAAAGCUCACAAGAGAUGUGGACAGAAGUAGCUAAUACCGUCAAGGAGGCCGCAGAGAAACACAUUCCCAAGAAAAGGAACAGCAAGAAGGCUAGAUGGCUAUCAGUUGAGGCACUGCAAAUUUCAGACGAACGGAGGAAAGCAAAAAUCGAGGGACAUAGAUCAGCUAUGUUUGAAUUAAAUAAAGAUUUUCAGAAAUUAGCUAGAAGAGAAAAAGAUAUUGUUUAA
Molecule: messenger RNA, 1173 nt
Organism: Schistocerca cancellata (South American locust)
Lineage: Eukaryota; Metazoa; Arthropoda; Insecta; Orthoptera; Acrididae
Product: craniofacial development protein 2-like
Exons: 1
Coding region: 1-1173 (390 amino acids)
Molecular function (GO): catalytic activity
Source: RefSeq, a predicted model, not a curated record